AAAACGGUAACAACGUUGUGUAUACAAACACUAGUGUUAUUCUGCAGCUCUAUACAAUCUUCUGUGUUGCUAGAUCAGUACUGUUGUUAUGCCACUAUUGUCAAUGGUUUUAGUGUGCUCGACAAACGUCCGUUUCAAGUCCUUAUCUAUGGUGACCACCGACCCUGGAAAUCUGAUGGCGACAAUCAUUCCAGUCGUGCACCUUGUACUUUGUCUUGUUUGCAACGAUAAGCUCUUCCCCACAUUGUCAUCAGCCAACUCGCACGAGCAUGACGCCUCGUCUCUAACAAUUUUGACGUGAGAGCAAAAUAGAUCGCUUCCCUCAAGUUAUAAAGCUCGCAGCGAAGGCCGUCAUUGUUCCUAUAUCAUCCAGUUACUUUUUUGAUUCAUUUGAAUUUCGCCAUGUUACCCCAGAUCACCAAAGCCGAUCUUAAUUCUUUCCCUGCUACGCAUGACCCUCGUCAAGUUCACUGCGACCACGCAAUCACAUGUAGACGUAGAUGGACGUAUGCUUCAUGGGAGUUGUCGAAGAUCCAACAAGAAGAAAUCACACUCAAGGGCCACCAGUUGUCGAGGUGUCCUCGUUCUUCUGGAGCACCGUGUCUGAACCAGCGCAUGUCGGAAGCUUCCUUUUAUAUCCCGAUGUACACGCAACCCAGUCCAUCUCCCAGAAAAAAGCGGGCACUGUUGAUUGGAAUUAAUUACAAAGGUCAACACUGUGAACUGAGAGGGUGCAAUAACGACAUCCAUAAUAUCUUACCAUGCCUUAUUAAUCAAUGGGGAUACGAUCCCACAAACAUUGUACAAUUAAUUGAUGAUGGUUAUAACCCCCCGCCAACUAGGGCCAAUAUUUUACUUGAAAUGCGCCGCAUGGCAUCUUAUGCAAGGGCCGGUGACUCCAUGUUCUUUUAUUUUGCGGGGCAUGGAGGUCAAAUACGCGACCUGGAUGGCGACGAAGUUGAUGGAUAUGAUGAAUUCAUAUGUCCAGUCGACUAUCAACAGUCGGGUAUGAUUAGCGAUGAUGUAAUACAUGAAAUUAUGGUUAAGCCACUGGCAGCUGGCUCACGGUUGACGGCCCUUUUUGAUUCGUGUCAUUCCGGCACGGUGCUUGAUCUGCCUUACCUUUAUGACUCCAGACAGUGCAAGUUCGUCGAUGGCAUUACACCAGAUGCUCGCAUCAAGAAGUCUUCACAGGCACAAGUUGUUUGUUUCUCGGGUUGUGAGGAUUCCGAAGAGAGCGAAAGUAUCGCAAUGCCUGGUCAACCUAUUGGUGGACUUAUGACCUUUGCUUUCAUACAUGUUUUCUCUUGCACGCGGGCUCUCACUUUCCAAAACAGAUUCGAACAGAUACGCGCGUUUGUUCGUGCAACCUUACCGGACGCCAGACAACACCCUCAAUUUUCUUGCUCAAAUCCUCUCGAUAUAACGUUGCCUUUCUAUAUCUGAACGCUUGGAAGUCGGAUCGGGUUGUAAUCACUCCUUAUAUGUUAACAUGAUUUAUCUUGUUGACACCGCUCCAUUAUGAGCCACUCUUAAAGAACCUCGGAGUUGGGCCCGAAGCCUCGAUUCGGUUCACAUGUCCUUCAUCUAACAAUUGCACAGCGAUGAUUGGCCAGAUUGGCACAUGUCACGCUACUUCUGAAUCUUAUCGCGCCUUUUCGGUCGCGAGAGUGAUUAUUGUCUGGCAACAGGUGAUCGCAAGCCCCUGUUAAUCUCCGU
Messenger RNA from Suillus bovinus, 1719 nucleotides. RefSeq names its product caspase domain-containing protein. Gene Ontology annotation, biological process: proteolysis. Bases 403 to 1446 code for a protein of 347 amino acids. The record is from RefSeq and is a predicted model, not a curated record. Gene Ontology annotation, molecular function: cysteine-type endopeptidase activity. Lineage: Eukaryota; Fungi; Basidiomycota; Agaricomycetes; Boletales; Suillaceae. The transcript is spliced from 17 exons.